Molecule: messenger RNA, 507 nt
Organism: Exaiptasia diaphana
Lineage: Eukaryota; Metazoa; Cnidaria; Anthozoa; Actiniaria; Aiptasiidae
Product: NADH dehydrogenase [ubiquinone] 1 alpha subcomplex subunit 2
Exons: 3
Coding region: 33-326 (97 amino acids)
Source: RefSeq, a predicted model, not a curated record
CGAGGGCAGGGUGUUCUGGGAAAYAUUUCAAAAUGGCCGGCGCUUGGAGGUCAAAUUUAGGAAGAUUUGCUAAGGAAAUUCGCAUUCAUCUUUGUCAAACGUCUGAAAAUAGCAAAGGUGUAAGAAAUUUUCUAGAAAAAAACUAUACUGACAUCAAGAAAGCAAAUCCAAAGUUUCCCAUUCUUGUUAGAGAAUGUAGUGGCGUCUUCCCUAAGAUGUAUGCACGAUAUGGUUAUGGUAAGGAAGUCAGUGUUGAACUAUCAGAUAUGAAGAGUGAAGAGGUUAAUCAAGUGAUGGAAAAACUUGUCACCAGUCAACCAGAAUAAGCUUAAAACCUUGAUUUGUAUUGAAAUAAUUUAACACAGUUACUUAUGCUUGUAGUAAAGUGUACAAUAUUCAUAUCUUUAUUAUUUUUUGAGGUUCUUCGUAUAAAAGGUGCAAAUUUGCAGUGAAUACAGCUUGUGGCUCAUGUCGAUGCAUUGCAAAUAAACUGAAUGAGAUUUCUUU